Messenger RNA from Rotaria sordida, 336 nucleotides. The record is from the annotation of a GenBank genome assembly. NCBI's taxonomy places the organism in Eukaryota, Metazoa, Rotifera, Eurotatoria, Philodinida, Philodinidae.
AUGUUGGGUAUUGGAAAACGAACUUACAAUUCAUCUGUGACAAUCAUUUAUGCAUUUUUAUUUAUUCUUCUUAUCAAUCAAUUUCUUAUCGUUAAUUCAUUUCGAUUUAUGUCUCAUGAUUUCGAUGAGUACGAACCGAACGAUGUAAAACGGGUAGUUAAUCCACCAUUGGUAUAUGAAGACAUUGCGUAUCCAAAAAAAUCAUCAUUCAAUGAUUAUGAUUUUCCAUUAUUUGUAGAACCAAAAGUUGAACGUCGAUUCUGUUGUAUGAGUCCAUUACUCAGUGGUCGAAAACGAUCAAUACGAGAUUUAACAAAAAAACAAAUUGAAAGUUAA